AUGAAGGGCACCUCCAACAAACAGGACCCCAAGGCUCGACAAGAGUGUCACCAGAAAGGCUGGCCGAGGCAGCAGGCCACUGCAGAACCAGAGACGGCGGCGCCGCUGCGGCCCCCGGCGCCGCCCCCCCCCCGCCCCCCCCGCGGCGCUCGAUCCCAGCAGCCGACUGACAGGCGCUCGCUCCUUCCAACCGGCGGUGCUGCCCGGCCGGGCCUCCUGCACGGCUGUUUCAGGGUCUUCUCUGCCUUCCAGGGGGACGGCUCGCCUUCCCUGUGGGCCCGGCCAGGCCCUCGCUCCCGUGUAAUCAGCGCGGAGCGCGGAUGCAACAGCUGUCCCUCCCCCCAGAGGGCGGGGGAGGCUCUGCUCCGGGUGGCCCAGGGCCAGACCCCAGUGCAGCCCCCAGGCCGGAGGGGCUGCGUCCAGGACGGAGGCCGAGCUGGGUCCGGCUGCGGGCGUGGCCUGAGGCCGGGGCGCGGAGUGGUCUGCCCUGUGGACUCGCCACUGGUGCAGUGGGGGGCGUGCCCCACCCAGGAGCCCCCGUGCCGGCCCCCAGACCCAGCGCAGAGACGGGGGCGGGGCUUACAGGCGUGCCCUCGGGGGAGGGGAGAGCCUGGGCCCACAGCGGCAGCGGCCUGCAAAGUGGAGCUGGUGUUCGGUGGGGGGCGGGGCGCAGCGGGGGCCGGAGCACGGAGCCCAGGCGCCCAGGGCCCCGCAGACCCGCCCGAGAACGGGGUCACGGCGGGGGUGGGGGAGAGGGCGGAGAAGGACCCUGCGACCCAGCGGAGCAGACAGACGGGGGCUCAGCCAGGGCACCCACAGCUGCCCCGGGCUGGGCAGCUCCUCCGCUCCCACGGCUCACCCACGGGGGCCCAGCCGGGGCCAGGGCCGCUCCCCGAAGCUGGCCUCCGGCCUGACCACGGGGGUCCUGAGGUGGGCCCAGGCCCCCCAGGCCCAGGGCCAGGGUCUGGCCUCCGCCCUCCCCGCCGGGGCCGUGUGAGAAGGGGACGCGGGCUGUGGGCCGGGCAGCGGCAGCGGUCAGUGCGCUCCGGCUGUGCGCUGGAGGGAGGCGGGCGGGAGGGUCCGGGUCCCUCCCGCUUCCUCGCCCCAUCUGCCCGCACGCCCAGCCUGGCCCUCUGCCCGCCCACUGUCAGCGCCCGCCCGCCCGUCCGUCCGUCCGUCCGCCCGUCCGCCCGUCCGUCCGAGGGGCUCCACCGGGUCUGUCAGCGGGCAGCCCUCCUCGUUCCGUCCGGAAAUGCCCCCACCUUCCUCCCCGAGAACAGUUUUCCUGCUCGCAGCGCGGCUUCCUUCCGGGACACGACGGACACUUUCCGGCCUCCGGCCUCUUCGCUGACCCCGCGGGCGAGCCCCUGCCCGGAGCCCCGCCCCCGCGCGCGGCCUGGGGGCUCUCUGGGGCCGCUCGCGCCUUCCCCCCGCCUGGGGCUUCCUUCCGGGCGGCCGCGACGCGCUUCGGCCCGGGUUCCCCGCGUUCACGGCGACGCGGGCCCUUGCGACCUGUCGGCCGACGCCUUCCACCGAGUCCAGGCAACUUCGUCCCCGCUGUCCUCUAAAGACCGCCGCGGAUUUUACACUCCCGCUCGGCCGCCCCCUCUGACCCGCCCGGGACUGCAGGGGCCCCCAGGCCAGGCUUCCCAGCGCGUCCUCGAGUCUGCAGAGCGCCCCCCCGCCGCCCCUGCAGGGUUUCCCGUUCCUCCUCCUCCUCUCCCCUCUCCGGCUCGGUGA
Molecule: messenger RNA, 1740 nt
Organism: Phyllostomus hastatus (greater spear-nosed bat)
Lineage: Eukaryota; Metazoa; Chordata; Mammalia; Chiroptera; Phyllostomidae
Product: basic proline-rich protein-like
Exons: 3
Coding region: 1-1740 (579 amino acids)
Source: RefSeq, a predicted model, not a curated record